Messenger RNA from Drosophila kikkawai, 1735 nucleotides. It is a transcript of the gene SmydA-2, whose product is annotated as SET and MYND domain containing, arthropod-specific, member 2. Gene Ontology annotation, molecular function: protein binding. NCBI's taxonomy places the organism in Eukaryota, Metazoa, Arthropoda, Insecta, Diptera, Drosophilidae. The record is from RefSeq and is a predicted model, not a curated record.
CAGACAGAACACUGAAAAUUGUUUUCCCCGUUCUCAGUGUUUUUUCAAACGCGGGGCAUUACGCAAACAGAGGGAGAUUUAUUGGAGAAGAGAUCUUUUCAAUGGCUUCUUCUUCCACUUCGCUGACAUCCUGCGCCCUGUGCCAGGCUAGAGCCUCCCAGUUGUGUGCCGCCUGCAGGAAUGUGGUCUAUUGCAGUCGGGAGCACCAGAAGGAACACUGGAAGAAGGGUCACAAAUUGGAAUGCAAGUGCUACGAGGUGGCCACCAAUGAGAUUUUGGGCAGGCAUUUGCGAGCCACCAGGGAUAUCAAAAUUGGCGAGCAAAUCCUGAAGGAGGCUCCACUGGUUCUGGGUCCCAAGGUUGCCUCUGCAGCCCUGUGUCUGGGUUGUCACAGGAAUCUCUUAGCUCCUGGUGGUCAAAAAGGCAACUACUACAAGUGCAGCUCCUGCAGUUGGCCUCUGUGCGGUAAGGAGUGUGAGAACUCCCCCCAUCAUCAACCUGAAUGCCAGCUCAUGAAGGGCAGCAACUUUCAGUCCAAAAUUAACUAUACACCAGGAGAGGAGGAGCGCAAGGAGUCUGCUUACUGCGUGAUUAUGCUGCUACGUUGCAUGCAACUCAAGAGCAGGGAUCCCGAGGGUUUUGCAAGACUCUCCGCCCUGGAAGAUCACCUCAGGGAGCGGCUGGAAACUCCCCUGUAUCAGGUGCUACGAGCCAACCUUAUAACCUUUAUCAAGACUGUACUGGGAAUGAGGGACUGGUCGGAGCUGGAUAUCCUACGCAUUGCGGCUAUUUUGGACACCAACACCUUCGAAAUAAGACAGCCCCGGGAGAGGAGGAAGAUUCGUGCCCUCUUCCCGGGAGCGGCUAUGAUCUCGCACGACUGUGUGCCUAAUAUGAGGCAUCGCUUCGACGAUGAACUCAACAUAGUGUUUCUGGCCAAAAGGAAAAUAGCCAAGGGUGAGAUCUUAAGCAUAUCCUAUACCCAGCCGCUGAGGAGCACCAUUCAGCGAAGGGUACACCUGAGGCAGGCCAAGUGCUUCGAUUGCUCCUGUGCCAGGUGUCGGGAUCCCGAGGAGCUGGGCAGCUUUGCCGGGGCACAAACGUGUAUAAAAUGCAAGGCAGGAAAGAUCAUAUCCUUGAAUCCUUUACAAAAUGCGGCCAAUUGGAAGUGCCAGCUGUGUAAUGUCAAGAGGUCAGCCAAGGAGGUGCUAACUGUGGAUAAUCAACUGCAACAGGAACUGGAAUCCCUGGACAAGACCACCCCUGUAUCUCUGGAGGAUUUCAUUUACCGCCAUCGUGCGGAUCUCCAUGAAACCAAUACCCAUAUCCUGCAAGCCAAAUAUGCUCUUACUCAGCUGUAUGGUAGUGCUCCAGGAUACGCCAUGGAGGAUUUAUCGGAAGAAUCACUCACCAGAAAAGUCCAACUCUGCGAGGAGCUCCUUAAGCUAGCCGACAUUUUCGAUGGUGGCUGGAGUAUAUUUCGUGGCAAUCUUCUCAUUGAUAUGGAGGAAGCUCUAGUGGCCCAGGCGCUACGCUUGGAGGAGCCCCAGGAAGUCGAGGAGAAGCUCAGACAGGCAGCAGAAAUGCUAAGGGAAAUCAGAAAUAUUAUGAAACAUGAACCGGAAAUGCAACAAGUACUUGUAGAACGUCAAGUAAUAUUGAAUUCGGCUCUAGAACGCUUUGAAGAAGUCAAGGAUUAGAAAUAAAGACAAUUUUUUCUAUUGUUUGCUAAAAA